GCUCAGUACACGUUGUAGUCUAUCAGUGGCAAUAAUGGUGAAGCAAAUAGAGACCGUGGCAGACUUUACUGCAUUCUUGGCAUCUGCGGGUGACAAACUGGUUGUCGUUGUUUUCACUGCAGUAUGGUGUGGACCGUGCCGAAUGAUUGCUCCCAUAUUUGAGGAACUUUGCAAAACACAUUCUGAUGUAUUCUUUUGUAAAGUAGACGUGAAUGACGUAGCGGAUUUAUCAGAAUCGUGUGGCAUCCACGCCAUGCCUACUUUUCAAUUUUACAAAAACAAAGAAAAGAUUGAAGAAUUUUCUGGUGCAGAAGACGCCAAGCUUAAGGCAACCAUUGCUAGGCUGAAAUAAGAAGCGCGUGAAGCUACUGAAAUCCGCCCCA
Molecule: messenger RNA, 383 nt
Organism: Rana temporaria (common frog)
Lineage: Eukaryota; Metazoa; Chordata; Amphibia; Anura; Ranidae
Product: thioredoxin-like
Exons: 1
Coding region: 35-352 (105 amino acids)
Molecular function (GO): protein-disulfide reductase activity
Source: RefSeq, a predicted model, not a curated record